Messenger RNA from Prorocentrum cordatum, 1010 nucleotides. NCBI's taxonomy places the organism in Eukaryota, Dinophyceae, Prorocentrales, Prorocentraceae. The record is from the annotation of a GenBank genome assembly.
GAGAAGGGCUGGGAGCGAGCCAGCCUACGCCACAAUGGAGCGGGCAUACAGCAUGGGGGUUCUACCUACGACUUGAAGAUGCAGCUGAAACGCCUGAGGGAGUACGGGAAGCACCAGAUGUGUUGGGCGAUCCUCGCGGCAGCGUGCGCAGGAGCAUUCGGAGAGGACGCUUGCAACCUGUGCGAGCGCGGCGAGAUUGCGGACGACUUCCUCAUCGUCUGGGGCGAAUGCUGCUGCAGGAGCGAACGCAGCGUCUGCUGGAAAACGGAGGACCUGGUUCACCGAGCGCGACAAGGACAGCACGAGUGGGCGGCGUUCUGGCUUAGAGGGAUCACGCCACGAUCAUGGGCUACGCCACCAGUGUGCGAGACCGAGUACCAGCCAACACGGUCGGGUUCAGCAGCCAACAUCACUAACGAGGAGCACGGCGACAAGCUGAACUUGACGGAAGGCGUGAUGGCCUGUGGAGAUGGAAGCGGAGGUAAACACGGCGGCGACGCACGGUGCAGGAGAAACGGCUGGAGCUGGACCAUCAUGCAGAACAGCGGGGGGAUCUGGCAGGAGGCGGCAAUUGCGCAUGGGCCGCUUCCAGGAGCUCGCCAGUCCAAUAACGGGGCGGAGAUUGCGGCCGUCUUGGACUGCCUGCAGUCGACGGAGGGCGACCUGGUCUUCACGGGCUGGGACAGCAGAAAGUAUAUACCCAUGGGCUACCAGAAAGCGCACGGAGACCUCUGGAAGACGAUCAGGCAGCGACUGGAGGCGCGAGGAGUAGCCGAGGUACCAGUGCGCCACAUAGGGGGCCACAUGACGAUCGAGCAGGAGGCGGCGGCGACGCAUGGGAUCCCGAGGGCGCACAUGGGCUGCCGCGACUGGGCCAGGGCGGCUGCGCACAAUGUCAGGACACGCAUCGGCCACGCCUACGUGGAGCAGCUCGAGCGGACCAAGCCCAUGGCAUGGGAAGGGAUGGCAGAGGCGAAACUCAGGAGGAAGCCGUCGCAGCUAGAGAUCGA